CGUUCCAGCCAUGGCUCUGGGGCUCUUCCGGGUGUGUCUGGUGGUGGUGACGGCCAUCAUCAACCACCCGCUGCUGUUCCCGCGGGAGAACGCCACGGUCCCCGAGAGCGAGGAGGAGAUCAUCCGCAAGAUGCAGGCGCACCAGGAGAAGAUGCAGCUGGAGCAGCUCCGCCUGGAGGAGGAGGUGGCCCGGCUGGCGGCCGAGAGGGAGGCCCUGGAGCAGGUGGCCGACGAAGGCCAGCAGCAGAACGAGACCCGCACGGCCUGGGACCUGUGGAGCACCCUCUGCAUGAUCCUCUUCCUGGUGAUCGAGGUGUGGCGGCAGGACCACCAGGAUGGGCCUUCCGCGGACUGCCUGGGCGGGGAAGAGGACGAGCUGCCCGGCCUGGAGGGCACCCCGCUCCGGAGCCUCACCCUGCCCAACAAGGAGACGCUCCAGCACUUCUACGAGCGCUGCAUCCGGGGCGCCACGGCCGACGCGGCCCGCACCCGGGAGCUCGUGGAAGGCUUCGUGGAUGACUUGCUGGAGGCCCUGAGGAGCCUCUGCAGCCGGGACGCGGACUUGGAGGUGGAGGACUUCAUUGGCGUGGACAGCAUGUAUGAGAACUGGCAGGUGGACAGGCCGCUGCUGUGCGACCUCUUUGUGCCCUUCGUGCCCCCCGAGCCCUACCACUUCCGCCCGGAGCUCUGCUGCUCCCGCCGCUCCGUGCCCUUGGACCGCCAGGGCUACGGCCAGGUCAGGGUGGUCCGGGCCGACGAGGACGUGCCGGGCUGCGUGUGCGGCAAGAGCACGCUGGGGGAGGACAUGCUGUGUCUCCUCCACGGCAGCCACAGCGCCGCACGGCCCGGCCGCGGGCUGGAGGCCCAGCUGUGCGCCGGGGACCCCCCGUACCUGGACACGGCGCAGGUCAUGAAGUGGUUCCAGACGGCCCUCACCAGAGCCUGGCACCGCAUCGCCCACAAAUACGAGUUCGACCUGGCCUUCGGUCAGCUGGACUCCCCGGGCUCCCUCAAGAUCAAGUUCCGCUCGGGGAAGUUCAUGCCCUUCAACCUGAUUCCCGUGAUCCAGUGUGACGACUCGGACCUGUACUUUGUGGCCCACCUGCCCAGGGAGCCCUGCGGGGAGACCCCGGCCUCCAGCACCGACUGGCUCCUGUCCUUUGCCGUCUACGAGCGACACUUCCUCCGGAUGACCUCGAAGGCACUGCCCGACGGGGCCUGUCACCUCAGCUGCUUGCAGAUCGCCUCCUUCCUGCUGUGCAAGCAGAGCCGCCUGACCGGCCCCAGCGGCCUGGGCAACUACCACGUGAAGACCGCCCUGCUGCACCUCCUGCUGUCCCGGCGGCCGGCCGACUGGCAGGCGGGGCAGCUGGACGCCCGGCUGCGCGAGUUGCUCCGCUUCCUGGAGAAGAGCCUGCUGGAGAAGAAACUCCCUCACUUCUUCAUCGGCAACCGCAAGGUGCCCGAGGGCAUGGGACUCCCUGAGGCCGUGCGCAGGGCCGAGCCUCUCAACCUCUUCCGACCCUUCGUCCUGCAGCGAAGUCUCUACCGGAAGACAGUGGACUCCUUCUACGAGAUGCUCAAGAACGCCCCGGUGCUCAUUCGCGAGUAUUCCCUGCAUAUCCCCUCAGACCAGGCCAGCCCGCCCCACAAAGCUGUUGUCUUGUAGAGCGUCCAGGACCCAGGGGGCCAGGACGCGGGGCACCCCACAUGUCCACGCCUCGGGGGGCAUCUGCAGGCCCCGGCCCGGGAGAGCAGCGGGUGCUGUGCGGUGCCCGGGCUCAGCCCACCAGGGAAGCCAGGCCCUGUGGCCCGCGGAGGAAACAGAAUUCCAAGCUGGAAAAGCUGGUUUGCUUUUACACCACUGGGGUCCUACUGGUAAGGUUAUUGUCUGGGUUUGGUUGAUCCUUUGCAGCUUACUUUUGGAUCACCACAAACGGCCAAGAUGAUGACAAAAUCCUCUCUGGAUGCUGAGCUAAAGACAACGCAAACAUUGAUGCGGGUGUAAUUUUUACAUCCCAGGUCCAGGCUUUACUUAAAUAUCAACAGAGGAUCUGCAGGAAUGCUGACGGGGAUGCAUGUUAAGACCCUGCAGCCUGUUUCCAGUAAUCCUUGGCCCCAGGCAUCCGCGGCCAAGGCACCAACAGGGACACUUGUGGGAAUUUGCAACCUUCCAUCCACAGCCUGCACAUUAGGGGUCCUUUCAAACUAUUCGUAGAAAAGACCUAGAAGAGAUUCAAGGCCCCAAGAGGCCAAUGUCUGUUGCACAGCAGUGGGUACUUGGUGGCAGAGGGAAGUUUCAGUCAGCCACUUUUUCAGCUCUGUGUCUCACUCAGGGUGCACCCCCUUUCCCACCCCUUACCCCAGUGUGCUGUGCCCUGAGCCCCAUAGGUACCUGUAUACCGUGCUGGGGACAAGCUCCACAGCCGGUCUCUGACCAUCCGUGUGGUGGGGGAGGGCGGAUACCGGAGGUGGAAGCUGCAAGAGACACAGGGUGACUGGGGCGAAGGGUAGAACCUGUCCCCAGGGCGCUGAUGCGCAGUUCAGAGAAGAUGGCAGAGCUGAGGAGGGAGGGAGGGAGGGAUGCCACAGCCCUGAGUUUUCCUCAGCAGGGUCGCAGUCCUAGAACCAAGCAUGCCUGGAGGCAAGAGGAGACCCAGCUCCAUCCGUUGGCCCCAAGACCCAUUCACUGCAGUGGGGCGCCCUCACGGCACAGAACCCCCCUUUCUGGAUGGGCUUUGCCAGCCACACCAGAUGACCAAGACCCGAAGAGACUUGGCCGACUGGAAACACGCAGGGAUAACUGCCGACCCAGCCCCCAGGCCCCAGAGAGGUCACUGACCCCAGCACUGCUGGGGGCUGUGGUCACUGGGCAGGCGCCAGAGCCUGCGGUGGGAGCUGGCCCGUCUCCAGGCCUGGGUCGGGGGUUGGGAAGCCACUCCUCCUCCACUUCUGGCUUCGCUGGCCCUUUGGGAGUUUCUCCCAUGGUAGUGCCUCAGUAACCCUUGCAGCAAGCCAAGGGGGAGGCAAGAAGGAGCGCACCUGAACCAGCACCUGAGUUCCCCUCCAGGGUUUAAGCUGGCCAGGCCUGCCGAACAGCAGACCCCAUUCCGUGGGGGUGUCAGGCUCACCACAAGCUGCGGAGGAUUCUGUCCCUCACCCAGGGGUGCUCUCACCUGGCCCCAGUGGUUCCAGAAGAUGGAUGGUUUGCCUGGCAGGGUUCGCUUGGGGCAGGAGGCUCGGCUGUGAUGGGGCACUGAGGCCUGUAGGAACCCUUCCAUGUAAGCUGGAGUCGGACCACGCAGACCUGGGUCUGGUCUCCCCAGCGCCGGAGCAGGCAGCGUGGGGCCAGGAAGGGUGGUCAUGCCCACGUGGCCCCCAGCAGUAGCCCCAAGCCCCCAUUCAGUUGUGAUUUGUUUCCAGAAUCGGGGUGAAUUUCCAUAUUUAUUAUUGCCCAUGCCUUGCCUUCCCCCCCCCCACCCCAUCCUUAGCUUGUGCUUGGAGGAGACCCCACAGCCGGGAACCAGGCUCCAGAAGCCAAGACCAAGCCUGAACCUCCCUCAGCCUCCCCUUGGCUUCCAGGGAGAAGUUCACUGAAAAAUGACCUUCUGGCCUCUUGUUUAUCCAGAGAAGACAACUCAGCGGGGCAGUGGGGAUCUUCUAUGCACCAAAGCUGCUUCUGAAGCGGAAAAUAGCCGAGCUCUCGGUGUUUCAUGCUGCCUUAUUUAUAUGAAAGGAAGAAUUAAAUUCUUGCAAGGAGUAGAAACUGGUCACAGUGUUUGUUUUACCUUCAGGAAGUCUGUGAGGUUCCCUGGGCCGAGUUGGGGAGCAGGGGGGGUUUCCUGUUGACCAGCGGAAGCUUUCACUCCCUUUUGAUUCUUAUGCUUUCAGGAAACUUUUUAGAAAAAUCACAAAAUAGAGUCUUUCUAGCCCAUCUUUGAAGCAGCCUACAGAGUUCCAGAAGGGGAACGUGGGGGAUGUCAGCCCAAGACCUUCUUUCCCCGAGCUCGAUGUGCAGACAAGUGUGGGAGCUACGAGGAGCACGAAGCUUGUGGGUUUUGAGGGAAGAGAUUGUCUUUUCAAUGGAGGGUUUAGUCCAUCAGGGCAUUUGACAGGCCUUUCCACUAAGGACAGCCAGGCCUCUUUCUCUGAGGAAGCUCUCUCCUUUCCCAAGCAGGCUUGACCCCACCGGGCAUCUGCUCGCUGGUUGGGUAAGAUGCUCCAGAACUACAUUUUGCCGCACGUCUUGAUCUUGACAGCACUGAAAGCAGGAUGGUCGGCCCGAGGCCAGGAUAUCGAUUAGGUUGGGAAGGGCCACGAGAAAGAGGGGAACACACUGCUGGCUGGUCCGAAGGAGGAGCCCCUUUAGAGCCUGCUUCUCCGGCGGUGGUCCCGUGUCACCCGGGUGCGGGUUUCUGGGCCACACUGCAGACUUCAGUGGAGUCGCUAGGAGUCCAGCCCAGGAAUCUGCAUUUUGCCAAGUUCCCCAGGUGAUUCUGAAGGCCCAAGAACCUCCGCUACCUGGGGGGAUUAGGGAUUAGGCACUGCCUGAUAGAGCUUCUGAAAGAUGGGUAAGACUGAGCCGGGAAAGUGUUCCAGCCAGAACCGAGGAGUAAGGGGAGGGGAGCGUGAUGGACUAGGCAACAGGGGAGUAGCACCUACUUCAUGCCAGUCACCCUUCUGGGUGCAUUCAUGUACAUUAACUCAUUUAAUUCCCAUGCGAACCCUAUGAUGUGGGUGCUGUUAACAUCCUCCCCACUUUCCAGAGGAGGACACUGAGGCACAGAAGGGUAAGUUGCAAAGCCAGAAUUUGAACCCAAGCAGGGCUGGUCUAUAUGCUGAUAGAUACUGAGAAGUUUUAGCAAAUGAGUUUGAAAAUGUUGGGGCUGAUCUCAGAAAAGCCUUUAAGGCUGAGCCAAGGUAAAUUUGAACUUCAUACAAUAAGCAGUGGUGAGCCGUUGCUGAUUUGUGAGUGAGAAAGUAACCUGAUUUGCCCCUAACCGUGAAGUCCCUGACCAUGUGGUCAGCGCUGUGUUGGGUGCUGCGGGGCUUUAUGGCCAGCUUCCAGGGUGGGUGGGGUCAGUGGCGACUGUGGCAGGGUCGGUGAAUGUCCCUGAAGUUCUAACUUAAGUCACCCCAUAAGCUGAUUCAGAACAUCCUCAUGCUCCAUGCGGUCGCCACCUCAUGGGAUAGAGAUGGAAGGUUGUUUGGUUUGGCCAGCAGACCGGGAACAGAGAGCACCAAUAACCACUUGACUUGUCCCCACCCCACCUCACCCUCCUCUGCUUUGCCCCUGGACCCCCACCCUGGGAAGGGCAUCUUUUAGAGUUAACUUUUCUCAUUGCCAUCCAAAAAUAGCUUGUUUUUCUAACUAGUUGCUUUUUUAAAAAUUUUAUAAAAACAAACAGUCAUAAUAAAAAUAUUCAACCACUGACAGAAAAAUUAAGUAACAGAUAAACACAUCCACCCCUUACUUCUCCAUCCAUUCCCCAGCCAUAACCGAUAGGAAGUUUCUUGUGUAUCCUUCCAAAAUUUUUCUAUGUAUGUAUCGCAUGUGUGCAUGCAUCCCUUUUCCUUUUUACCCAGAUUGCAUCAUACCAUCUAACUUUUCUUGGAUAUCAAUUUUGAACAUUUGGUUCUACCCUAUUCUUCAAAAUAGUUGCUUCCUUACUAUCUCCCAGUAUGGAUAGAUAUACCCUAAUUUACCCAGCCUCUCCUACCGAGGGACACUUAAGUGUCUCCACUUUAUUUGCUAUUAUAAACAACAUGGCAGUGAACAUCUCAGUGCAUAAAGUCGUCUUUGAAGUGAUCCUCCCUUCUGGUAAUUGCUAUGAUAAUGCACUCACCAACUUGGUAUAUAUGGAUUCACCACCAAGUAUCUUACCAUAAAAGUAAACUGUUGCCUGGAUUUUAUUCCAUCCUCAUGAUUCCAGAGUGAGGAAAAGGCAUUUUUAAGCCAAGUACUGAGCAAUACAGCAUGUGUUCUACCCCGGAUCAGGCACUACGUGGGGAAUAGAAGUAUAAGACAAAGGCUCUGCCCCACGGACGUGGGUCUAUGAGGAAGACAAAACUGAUGGCCAAAAAAUAAGCCAGAGAACAGUAAAGAGCAUUAAGUAAUUGGAAGUGAAAUGAUGUGGCUCAAGGCCUGCGUGGCGAGAGGGAAUUCGAGAACUCCCAGAUCAGCUUUGGGUUUGGGAGUUUCAGCUCCCGUAUACACAAGAAAAUGUGAAGAGCCUCCCCAAAGAAAAUCAACUCGAUAUGAUUGUUUUCCUGUCCCCAAAUGGGUGUGUUCUGUUCCUUUGGCCCGGGGGCUGGUUUAUUUCUUCCGGCACGAUGUGGGGCCCCUGCUUUCCUGGUGUAAGUGGCAUUUUUUCUUCCUUUGAUGUUCCUCUGCAGCCCCCACAAAGAAACCAGAAAAUAAAGCUUUCAACAACAAA
Molecule: messenger RNA, 6437 nt
Organism: Leptonychotes weddellii (Weddell seal)
Lineage: Eukaryota; Metazoa; Chordata; Mammalia; Carnivora; Phocidae
Source: RefSeq, a predicted model, not a curated record